Molecule: messenger RNA, 1024 nt
Organism: Podarcis raffonei (Aeolian wall lizard)
Lineage: Eukaryota; Metazoa; Chordata; Lepidosauria; Squamata; Lacertidae
Gene: KRT222
Product: keratin 222
Exons: 6
Coding region: 218-946 (242 amino acids)
Molecular function (GO): structural molecule activity
Source: RefSeq, a predicted model, not a curated record
AGGAUGGGAGCAGCAUGGAACUGUCCCAGCUCCUCAAUGAGAUCAGGGCAAACUAUGAAACGCUCAUCACCAGAAGUCAGAUAGAGACCAUCCUCUCAGCAGGGACCCAGGUAAUGAUUAUAUACAGAAAGGCACCUACCCGAAUAAGGAGGCAAUCCAAUGUGUACUCAGUUCCUCUCUCAGCCUCUGUGAGCUAGAAGAAGCCACUAGUGAAAGAAUGAGCAAAGACGAGGAAGCGCUAAAAGCAGCCAGGGCAGAACUAAAUGAAGCAAGACGCCAGUGGCACCAUAUGCAGAUGGAAAUUGAUUCUCUCCAUGCUGUGGAAAAGGGUCUGGAAAAUUCUCUGCGCACCUCAGAACAGCGGUACCAGACACAACUGAAGCAUCUGGAAGCAGAGAUUGAAGGCCUGGAGAGAGAGCUACAUAAAGUGCGGCAAGGGAUUGAAAAGCAGCUGCAGCAACACGAAAUAUUACUAAACACUAAGAUGAGGCUUGAGCAAGAAAUAGCUACGUACCGCAGUCUGCUAGAGAGGGAGGAGAAAAGGUUUCAUCGUUCUGCGUGCCAAGACAGAAAAGGUGACAAAAAGCGCACCACUAGCCAAAUAGCGUUUAUCUUACCUUCGUCAAGUGAGCUAAAGGCGCACGAGAUCGAAAAAGUGGAAAUACUGACAAAGCAAGCAGUCUUAAAUGGAAAUGUCGCAAAAGAGAGCGCAGAGGCUUGUGGCACGAUACAGACGGAGAAAGUAGAUGAAGUGAUUAAAGAAUGGGAAGGCUCUUUCUUUAAAGACAACCCUCGCUUAAGGAAAAAAUCAGUUUCUUUGCGGUUUGAUCUCCACUUGGCAGCCACAGAUGAAGGUUGUUUACAGACUAAACAGAAAGGCUUGCCUGAUAUCGAAGUGAGAUUGGUUAUGAGGCGGUCUUGCAGUAUCCCAUCCAUCAAAACCUAAAUCUGCAUCACACUUACCCAAGAUUAUUCAUGGAUGGGUUUCAGAAAUAAAUGGCAGUAUGGACCCAGGUGGACCACA